Messenger RNA from Toxotes jaculatrix (banded archerfish), 750 nucleotides. RefSeq names its product homeobox protein HMX2-like. Gene Ontology annotation, biological process: regulation of transcription by RNA polymerase II. Gene Ontology annotation, molecular function: DNA-binding transcription factor activity, RNA polymerase II-specific; RNA polymerase II transcription regulatory region sequence-specific DNA binding. Lineage: Eukaryota; Metazoa; Chordata; Actinopteri; Toxotidae. Gene Ontology annotation, cellular component: nucleus. The transcript has 2 exons. The record is from RefSeq and is a predicted model, not a curated record. The coding region runs from base 1 to 750 and encodes 249 amino acids.
AUGCCGGGGAAUAUGAGCAAAGAGGAUUCCCCGAGUCGGAGCGCUUCUUUGACGUUCACCAUAGACAACAUCCUCAACCUGAAGCAGCAGGACAGCGGAGACUUUGACGGCUCAAAGGGGCAGAGGGGCAGUGGAUGUAAGAACGACUUUCAAGCGCGGCGUGAGGAGGUGUGGGACGUCCGGAGGAGACAUGACAGCGGGUCAGAGGAGACAGCGAAGCCCAGAGCUCAUCGUGCGGACCGCGGAGAAAACGCACCGCUGCUGACCGCUGGCUCCAGUCCCGGGGCGCAAAGUGCGCACAGCGCCGAGGACGCGUCCGAGCAGCAGCAGCAGGCCAACACUGACACCAAAGCCAUGGUGAAGAAGAAGACGCGCACCAUCUUCUCCAAGAGACAGAUAUUUCAGCUGGAGGCGACUUUUGACAUGAAGAGGUAUCUGAGCAGCUCGGAGAGGGCGUGCCUCGCCAGCUCUCUGCAGCUCACCGAGACCCAGGUGAAAAUCUGGUUUCAGAACCGCCGCAACAAGCUGAAGCGACAGCUAUCCACGGACAUGGAGGGCCCACUGGCAGCCAAGCACUUCUCAGAGGCAGGAAAAAACGUGCAAUUACCGACUUUUUACAAAGACAGCAGCCUGCUGGGCGGAUGUUUGUUACCCAUGCCUUUCCCUGUCAUGUACCCGACUGCAAACGCUGCGCCUUACAUCUACUUCUCCAACACUGGCAAAUAUUUUGGCCUGUUUGAUGCGGACUGA